Necator americanus (New World hookworm) is the source of this 384-nucleotide messenger RNA. RefSeq lists its product as uncharacterized. The transcript is spliced from 2 exons. NCBI's taxonomy places the organism in Eukaryota, Metazoa, Nematoda, Chromadorea, Rhabditida, Ancylostomatidae. The record is from RefSeq and is a predicted model, not a curated record. The coding region runs from base 1 to 384 and encodes 127 amino acids.
AUGGUUCUAUCUCGAUUCCAACCACUAGCGCCCCGCACUGCUUCGAGCGCAGCCGUUUACGCAGCUGUUCCGGGAUUUGUAGUUUUGCUCCGACAAUACAAAUUAAGGUGGUCAAUUCUUCCAAGUCACGGCCAGCAGACUUCUUCGAAGAGGUUUGUCAGAGAAGGUUGCGGUUCAAUAAACCAUCUUAACUACUCGGCCCAAGGAUACAACAGCUGGCGAUCAAGGAUCAAGAAGAAAGAAGACUCAGAAGACGCCCGAUCAAGGAUCGAGAAGAAAGAAGAUCAGAAGCCCAAACGAGGACCAAGAAGAAAGCAGACUCAAACCAAGCCCGAACGACCGAACGAGGAUCAAGAAGAAGAGCGAGUUCAUCGGAAGGCUUAG